CCAGACCCAACCCGAUCCUCUACAACCAUCUGUCUCGGUGUUCAUUGAUCCUCUCUCCACAAACCUAAAAUCUCGGCAUUGGAUCUCCGGGAGGAUCGAGAAAGAGAGGAUUCGUGAUGACGAUCGUAGCGACGCUUUUCGAUUCGAAGACGGGAAAAUGCUAUGCUCCAAGCUUCGUCGCCGUCAAUCUCUGUCUGGCUUUAAUCGAUGGCGCUCUCGCUUUCAUCACUUUCCUUCAGUUAACUCGAUUUCACAGGCGGGAUAAACGAGUUGGAUGGACGCGCCAAAAAGUACUUCAUCUCAUGAUUGGCUCUUCAACCACUGGUUCUUUCGUUUAUUUCGUGGCUGCGAUUAUAGCGACUUGCACAAGGUGGCAUCAUUGGUCCAACGCAUUCGGUUUUCUACUUAUGGCCUUUCCCAAGAUUCUGUUUCUGGCAACUUUUCUCCUGCUUCUCUCUUUCUGGGUAGAUGUUUGCCAUCAGGGAAAUGGAGAGGAGGAGGAUGAUGAUGAUGAAGAAAACAGCAUCCAGCAAGUAUUGCUCGAAAAAAGCAAGAGCAAGGCAGGUUCAUCGAGUACAAGUGAUCGCAGAAAGUGUUGCUCUUUCCAUGGGAUUCAUGUUGGCACCCGUCAGAAGUUUGUUGUUGCGGCGGCUCUUCUUGUGUUCAUUUUGAUGAUAUCAUUUGCAAUCCUUAUUUGGAUUGCUUCCGGAAAGAAUUCUACCGAUCCUUCAUUAUUGGCUCAGGUGUAUGUUGAUAUUUUUGCUUCAAUAAUCCUAAUCACGGGAGGAGGAAUAUGCUUCUAUGGCAUACGUCUGCUCUUUAAUCUAAGGAAGGUCCGGUCUGAACAAGUUUCUUCAGAAAUGCGAAAGGUAUCGGGUUUAGCAGGCGUCUCAGUUGUAUGCUUUACCGUGAGCUCUUUAAUCGCUCUUCUCACACACAUUCCGCUCUUCUAUCAUUGGAACCCAAGCAAAUUACACGGCGUCAAGGCAUUGGUUCUUCUGAUCAUAUACUACUUCAUAGGUUCCACCGUACCAUUGGCGUUCGUGUUAUGGGUUUUGCGGGAGUUGCCCCCUCAAAGCGUUGUGAGUAGACAAGAAGAACCAAGAAGAAUCACUUAUGUCAACUAUGAAACUGUUGCAAGGGAGCCUCCUCAGCAGUGGACUUCCACAACUGUCUCCAAAAACCAGGUUUCUAAGGCAAGUCCAAUAUGACUCAAAGAAAUAUCAUAGCGAUAGCCUGAAGCAAGAAUCCGCCCAAUGUUCUUCUCUUGUUACCGUGGAAAAGCCUGGUGGAGUAGCGUAGUGGCUCUAGGCCCAACCUGGUGUGUCUGUGCUGGAGUGAAAUGAAAGUGGAAACAAGCUCGUUUUCUUCUCUCUGCGCCGCCUUGGAAGACAAAAAUUUGUUUAUAAGAUAGAAUGGAGGUUGAAUCCGAGGAUUCUCUGUAAAUAUUUUCUAUGAUAUAGCAGUUCUUUUAGUUUUAGUUGCACUUGCAUCAUGUGUUGGGCCCUUGUGGAUAAAUUUAUAUACAUAUCUUCUUCCUAA
Molecule: messenger RNA, 1542 nt
Organism: Eutrema salsugineum
Lineage: Eukaryota; Viridiplantae; Streptophyta; Magnoliopsida; Brassicales; Brassicaceae
Product: tobamovirus multiplication protein 1
Exons: 13
Coding region: 117-1211 (364 amino acids)
Source: RefSeq, a predicted model, not a curated record